GACGUCAGUGCCAGCUGUGUGCGGAGCUCGAGCGGCGGAGCAACGGCAGCGGCGGCGGCGCGAGGCCCAGCCCAGCCCAGCCCGGCUCCACACCCACACCCGCCCUCACCUCGCCUCACCUCCUCCCGGCCCGGCAUGGACACCCUCAGCUCCGGAGACCGUCCGCACACCCCCGCGUCACAGAAUUGGUGAAGAAUUUUAAUCUUGCAAAAUACAAAUCCAUGGAGUGCGUGUGUGUACAGUCAGCUACCACAGCGGUGGAGACUUUAGAAACACUGACUUUAUAAGAUUGCAAGUAUCUUGGGAAGUGGAGGUGUCUGCUAGCUAAUGGAAGGAAAAACACAGAACAAACCUACCUCUGUUUCGAGAUUGCCCAAGUUUGGUGGUGGAACCUCUAAAUUAAGUGAGACUCUUCCUCAGCCUGUAUCAAAUGGAGGAUGUAUUCGCAAUGUCAGUGCUUCCAGUGGUUCAAAACUUGACUCCAAGCAGAACGGAACUGCUCGUAUGGGUGCAUUUGCUUUCAACUGGAAGAAGUCUGGUAAAACUAAAGGUAGUGGACAAGGCGCAAAAGAUCCAGCUGCACCAUUGUCUUGCACUGUUACUAAUGAAGAGUAUGUUAAAGUUGAGAGAAACUUUUAUUCUAAAGUUCCUUUUGUUAAAGAUCACACAGACUUGGGCUUUAAGAGUAAAUCUACUGCAGUAACCAGCCAUCAAAAGCAGCAUCAAGUUGUACCUUGCGUAAAAGAAAAUAAAUUGCCUGUCACUAGCUUAAAUCAUUCUUCAAGAGGAAACCAUGGGAAAGUAUUGGGAAAGCCAUUCGCAUCUCACAUCUCAAGGUCACAGUCAUUUGGUCAUUUUCGUAAAACAGCAGCCGGAAAGGUGACUGAACAAGAAGAGACUUUCUCAGCAUCAAGCAGUUCAAAAGGGAGUCUUGACCAAUCCACAGAAAGCUUGAAGAACUUAACUGAAGAGAACAUUGUUAGGUCCCAGAGCUUUUCGUAUUCCACACGAAGUAACUCCUGUGGCUCGGAUGUAAUACCACGAUCUUUGUCUUUUUCAAAGGCUGCAGAUGUUUCUAGACCUUGUCUGAAACAGCAAAUGAGGACGAGUCUUCCUUUGAGAUCAAAUAUUUAUCGCUAUGGCAGUCCAAGGGGUACCGAUAGCUCGGGCACAGGAGAAUCAGUUAGUAAAGGUGCUUUUAGUAGACCAAGCUUACAAACACCAUCAUCUGUCUUGAAAAAGUCUCAGCUUCCUACUUGCCCCACAUCUUCAUUUUACAUCACUGCUUCUGCUCCCAAGAUGACACAAUCUUCAGUAAUUAAAUGUGGGAGGUUGACCACUUCAGGAACAACAUGCACUGUAAAUCCAUUAUCUGAUACCAUCGAGGAAACUUGUGGAAUUCCAACAAUUGAGGAAAGUGGUCCAAAUACUGUAAAUGUAGAUAUUGAAUGCGUUGCUGAUAAUUUGUUAGAAAAUAAUGCCAUAGGUGAGAAGACUAAACAUGAAGACAGUGAAGAACUUCAAUCAUUUUCUGCAAAUGAUAUUGAUGAUUCAGAGGUAGUCAUCUCAUCAAUUUACUCCAACUGUGAUAUAAUUAAUAGCGAACAGUUACCUAAUUCAGGUACUGAAUCCUUCGAAAUUGUGGACAGCGACAAUUCUCUUUCCACAGAAAUUGCUGAUGAUCUUUACAUUCCUAAUGAGGCUAUGUCAUCAGAAGGAAUUGAGGAAACAUUAAUUUCAGCAUAUGCAGACGCAGAAUGGCUGGAUACUGGAUUGCCUGACCAGUGCAAAGAUUUGGAGACUUCGCAGACCAAUGCCUCAGGUAAUGACUUUGUGUGUCCAGAUGCCAACUACGCACUGGGCUCCUCCUUUGAACUUUCUCCUUCCAGUAGUUCAGCUGGAACGUACAUGUGGGAUGAAGAGGGCAUGGAGGGACUUGGUACAGUCCAGCAGUGUGGCAGCCUCGAGUCUUCAGAGAUGAACAGCCUGGAUAUUCUGAAUAACCUGGAGUCGGGUGAUCUGGAUGAAGAUGACCUCAUGUUAGACGUUGAUCUGCCUGAGGAUGCCCCUUGCAAAAUGGAAGCAUGUGAAAGUAUGGCUCACCUAGAGAGGUCAGAGAGGGGAAACAGGAACCAAGGAUUCUGGCGGAAGAGAUACCCACGUUGGAGUGGACAGGAUCGCCAUGGGAACACUGAAUUGCAAAGGAGCCCCGUUUCCCAGGAGCUUCCAGUGGACCAUUUUGAUUGGCAUGCAGCUUCAAGUUACUAUCACCCUCCCACUAAUCACAUGAGAUCCUCUCGGCCUGUGGCAGAGAGCACCGUGAUGCUGGAUGUCCUGACACUGAGGCACAUGGUACAUGACUGCACAGCUGUUAAGACCCAGAUACUUAAACUGAAGAGGUUGCUGCAACAGAAUGGUGAUGGUUCCUCUGUAAAUGACUUCAUAGCUAUAGGCUCACCAACGCAAGAACAAGCUGAGACUAUAAACACAACAGAUAAGACUGAUGAGCUACUUGGAGAGAUCCAGAUUUUGCAAGAGGAAAUGAAAAGAAAAGAUCAGAUGAUUGAAUAUUUACAACAACAACUGAGCACCAGAUGUCAUUGCCGGAAAGAAAAUUCAGCCACAAAAGGACCAGCGUGUUCUAAUGCCGAUAAGACCACCCAAACAGUCACUAAAGGAAUAUCCCCUCCAGUACUACAGCCUUCCAGCUACACAUGCAGCACCAAAGAUCGCAGCAUGGGAAAAUUAGCAAAACCAGUCCAUACCGAGGACCCCAGUAGGAAUCAGAAGAAUGGAUCUAAUGAGAACUGCCCUCAAACUAACCAAGAAGGAAAAAAUGUUGUUUGCUCACAGUUGGAUUCUGAUAAAGGCUUCACUCUGUCGACCCAACAGAAGAAUGAAGACUCUAAUGACAGAUCUGCCCAGAAACCCCCAGUCUCUAACAAGACCAAGCAGAGUCCAGCUGCGCUGCCUAGGGAACAUGGGCAUAGUCAGGUUUCAGUCCAGCCGGUCAGUUUGCCCGGCUGCUCAUUAUUUACAGAAGAAGCCUUGAAUAAAGACUAUCGUCCCAGGUUUGCUUUCAAACAGCCUUCCAAGGAUUUGAAUAUUAAAUCCAAAAUCCAGAAGUCUCCUUUGGUCUCUAAGCCUAGAAAAAAUGUGCAUGCAAUCUCUCAAGCAGCACUUAGCCCUGUAGACAGUUCAGUUCAACCAUCUAUAAAUAAUCAAAAGGAAUCAGAACAACACCUCCAAUUAUCAAUACCCACAAAUAUUUCUACACAAAAAGAUGAACAACAAAAAAGAAAAUCCAAACUAUCACCUUCCCUAUCAUCACCACUUCUGAGCAUUAAGACUUCAGCAUUUUCAGCCAGUCCUGGGUCUCUUCACAAGGAGAUCCAACAGGUUGAGUCCACCAAAUACCAAGACGAACCAUCAUUUCAGAUCCUACCAUCAGACAAGCAACAGAAGAAGCACAGAGAAGAUUGUUCUGCAAAAGAUCAGGGUGAUGAAUCCCAGGCAGACAAACUUGCAUCAUCUGUUCGGCAUUCUCGCCUUCCUAAACCAAAGACACAUGCAUCCACUCCCACAAGUUGCAAUUUUCAGGGCUAACUGAAGCCUGGUGUUAAACACUCAUAGUACAAGUCUGCCUGCCUGAUGAGAUUUCACCAAGUCUGGAUAUGGCAACUGUUAACUUGGCCCAAUUAACUUCCCCCAUUCUAAAUGACAGCUCCUGCUGACCAUACUGAUGCAAUGGCAAAGACCGGCAUUCACAGACUCUUGAGACACUAUAUUUGCAGUGUGUGGCCUUUUGCUUUUGGAGAAUCCAGAACAUCAAACAUUUUGGUCAGAUUUUGCCAGGGUGGGACAGGACAAGAAAACUAAUUGUGGAACAGUUUUUGAAUCUGUAAUGACUUGGACAUGAAUCACUAAGUUGUAAACCUUGACAGAGGCAUGAAGAGCAGGAUUUAUUUUAAGCAAAAACUGUAUUAGUACUUUGUUGUCUUUUAUUUCAGCUAAUCUGAUUAAACAUGUUAUGAUUGGAAAGACGAUAAGAGAAGGCAACUUACCAGGAAAGUGGUAAUUUUAAUCUUAGCUGACCCAUCGGAGUUGAAUAUUUUUGUUUGUUUAAACUAUUAGAUUAAAAAUAUAUUUAAGUUAAAAUUCUGGAGGUUUAGAUUCUAAUAUAAGUAAUAAAAAAAAUACAGCAUUAAAUUGCCUGGAAUGGGAAUCAUACUUACAAGAUCUUUACUAGAAAGAAUGGGCGUCAAGUCUAAUGUUUCAAAUAUUUCAGAAGAUAUUUCUGUCAGCUUGCCUAAUCCUCUAAAGGCAACCAGAAGAGAGUACCAAUCUUUUCAAUUCAACUGGCGCUGGGCAACAUUCAAUGUUAAGGCCAUUUGGUGGAAAGGGAUGUUGUGUUCCUUUCCAUGCAUCACUCAUGCACAUUUUACAGUGUAUUUGAUUAUGUACAAUUGCCCCACCAACAGAUAGAUGGCUAAAUGCCAAAUAUUUCAAAUAACUGUGCCAUGAAUCACAGUCAUGACCUUUCAUCUCAGAUUCAUGGGCUAUUCUUCUUCCUUUGUGGGUUUAACUGAUCUUCAUUGCAUCUUUUAGGUAGUCUUACAAACUAGACCCCAGUAGGCAUAAACCCACAGAACAGAUCUCUCCAGUAAUUUGACAUCCUCCCUUGGAGAGGCUACAUAGACAGAUGGUGUGGGAAUUUCACAAUUCCUUAAUGCUUUUUUGAGGUCACCGAUAUACUGGGCAAACAACAUCGGAUUUUGGGCUGUAUUCCUGUGCCUUGGCAUGAAUCACCCUGGGCACAACCUGCAUCUCUGAUGUAGUCCUAUUGCGUUGGUAGGGAAGUGCUUAAUUCCAACUGUCAAACAAUACAACAGUGAUUUUAGCAAGAGCUGAGAUUGUCGUCAACUGUUGAGUGUAAAAUGCCAAAUUUAAGUUGAUGCUAUGACUGCCCCCUGAGAUGGCAACUGGUCAUCACUUUUCAAUAACUUUAUCAUUCCCGUUUGCGUGCAUGCAAUUACUACAGCUGGCAUACACUUGGAAUGUUUAUAUAACCCUCACUGCCAGAAAUAAGAUGAAACCUGUGACCUCAGCCUUAAACAGUUAAAUACAUUUACCAGUGCAGGAUAGAAAGGCAGAAUCUGGAGUUACCUUUAGGCUAGAUUUUACAUAUUGUUCAGGGGCUGUCACAGAGAAUUCCACGUAAAAUUAUUCCAAGUAGCUGUCCAUCUGAAUGUACAAGUCCAUCACGUACUUCAGGUUCAGUGGUGAGAUGAGGUGGAGGAGAGUUGAGUGAGAUUUCUCUUAGCUUUUAUUGUCAAAUCCUUGUGAAAAUUUGGUCCAUGCAAAUGGAGGGAAGCUACCCCUAUUAUUGUAACAUGGUCACUAUCUUUUGCUCCCUCUGGUUAGACACUGACAAAUUGGAGGCAGGAAAUCUCGACCAACCUCCCCCAUCCCAAUAUGUCGGUUCCUGAGUCUGACUCAUUGAAGCAAUACUUGACUUUGAAUUUAAACAAACUCUUUCCUGUCCCACCCCACAUUUUGUCAUGCAUAAAUAUUUUGCUGGUUUGGACCACGUUUUGAUAUGUUUAAAAUAAUUUUGCACAACGAGGCAAAGGAAGCCAUUUGGCCCGUCGUCCAUGCAAUGCUAUCAUUACUAUUCGCCCACUUAUUUCCCCGUAAUCUUUUCUCUCUCUAAUGUCCACCAACCCGUAUACAGAGUCAUUUACAGUAGCCACUUCACCUACCCACACAUUUUUGAAAUGUAAGUUGAAACCAGACCAUUGGAAGAACCCAUGUGAAGCAGAGAGAAUGUACAAACUCGGCAUAGCCAGCACAUUGUUCAUUUUUGUUUAUAACAGUAUUCCAAAGUACAAAUAUCUGAAUUUAAAGUCAGAUAUUUUUAUUCCUGGAAGUAGCCCAUUCAGCCUGUAUCAGCAUGAGCUUCUGCAUUUUUCAGCAUUUAUUAUAGAAUCCCUGGAUUCUCCUCCAAUCUUAGUGCUUAUCUAAAUGUAUGAAGCAAAUGUAAAAUGAAACUGGGAGGUACAGCAAUAGAGAUCUUGUUAAAAUGUCAUCAUUUAUCACAUGGAACUGCACCGAUGUUCUCGGUGUGUGUAAACAACAGUGGUCAAUGCACAAUGCUGUCAAAUUGCUACAUUCCCAAGUUAAUAUUAACAUGACUCAAUGUCUUAUAACAUUUGACACAGGGAGUUGAGAGGAGAUUUACUUAGUUAGGGAUGCAUUGUCAGAAACCUGGUCCUCAUUUACUUCAUAUGGAUCAUAUUGUUUCAUAUUCAGUUCAUAACAUUGUAUUUCCAUACAAAUUCCAAUAUCCAUAUUUGUAGCGGGAACUGCCUGUGUAAACCUAUCACACUAUAAUCACUCCUCCUGUUUCUUGUAGUAUUGCAGUAACCUCAGAUAUUUAAUACAUCAUAAAUGCAAGUUCGUUCAUAACAUAUAUACAUAAUCAUUACGGGUGUUCGUGAAUUGUUCAAUUGCAUUUUGCCCAGGUCCUUGUGGAUUUAUAAGUUGCUAAUUAUAAUCAAUUCUGUAUCAAGCGGGCUGCUGUGUCUAAGUGCAAUAUUUGCAGUUGUAAUGAUGAAAUGAGGUUCAGACAGUUCACUUAAUGUAUAUGCAAAGUUAAUUAUUGACUAAAUCUGUGGAGCUACAUAAUAGAUUAAAUUAAUGAGCAGUUGCACUUUAAAUGAUCUAUGUGUCGGAGAGUUGUGCCUAUGCUGAGUACGCGGCACCAAGUCAGAAGUAGGAUUUAACAGUUUGCUGCAAUCGUUCUUGUUGCUUUAGGUGGUAAGUGCUGUUUGCAUUGCACAGUAAUAUAGUGCCUCACUGUUAUAAUAAAAACUCCCAGCUGGUGGCUCCUGUUCUAGUCAGGAAUCUGGCAAUAUUUAGUUUGUCAACUGUGUUGCACAUUUUGACAUGUUCAGUCUUCCCUGGAAUGGAAACUGAAAUCCAGGUCUAAUCUUGGGCUGGGGACAUGAAUAAAAAGGUUGUUACUCAUG
Molecule: messenger RNA, 7031 nt
Organism: Amblyraja radiata (thorny skate)
Lineage: Eukaryota; Metazoa; Chordata; Chondrichthyes; Rajiformes; Rajidae
Gene: ccser2a
Product: coiled-coil serine-rich protein 2a
Exons: 11
Coding region: 328-3606 (1092 amino acids)
Biological process (GO): microtubule bundle formation
Cellular component (GO): microtubule cytoskeleton
Molecular function (GO): microtubule binding
Source: RefSeq, a predicted model, not a curated record